Amoebophrya sp. A120 is the source of this 477-nucleotide messenger RNA. Lineage: Eukaryota; Dinophyceae; Syndiniales; Amoebophryaceae. The record is from the annotation of a GenBank genome assembly.
GAAAAGGCGUCUUGAGAGCGACGUUGCAGUUCCUGACGAGGAAAAUAAAUCCACGUCUCAUCAUCUCCAGGGCCCUGAUGUUUCUUCUAGAGCGGAAAAAUUUUUUCCGGUGCAAGAACUACUCACAGACGAUGAAAUAAACAGUAGCGGUAACAAGAACCUCCUGCUCCCGUGGCACCGGGACAACGUCGUGGAGGCGUUGGCCGCCUUUCGCGUCACUUUGGCGCAAGCGUUUUCGUUCGCCGGGCCGGAAGAUGAGGGACGACAGUUCCAAAAUUGGACGGAUUUGAGCACCAGUGUCGGGGCGGAAAAUCAUAAGCAUCAGACUUUUCCACCACAUGAUCAGGAGAAUUCUGAACAACAUCACGACCUGAAGCAUGACGAUCUGAAAGGCCACAUAGACGAGCUGCAGUGGCUCGCCAAGGUGCAGCAGGGCGUGUGGCCGGAAUUUGCCGAGAGUCUGGGGGUGCGGGAGAG